This is a messenger RNA of Medicago truncatula (barrel medic), 915 nucleotides long. RefSeq lists its product as uncharacterized. Bases 17 to 874 code for a protein of 285 amino acids. NCBI's taxonomy places the organism in Eukaryota, Viridiplantae, Streptophyta, Magnoliopsida, Fabales, Fabaceae. The record is from RefSeq and is a predicted model, not a curated record. The transcript has a single exon.
AACUCAUAAAACAAAAAUGCAAAAUCAACAACAAAACGAAGAAACUUCUUCAACAAUGGACUCUUUUUUGUGUCCAAGUUUCAGCGUUUACUCUUCUAAUAACAUAAACGACGUCGCUCAACAAGUUACUAAUGAAAACGACAACUCACACUCUCAAAACGACGAUUUCGAAUUCGUCGCGUUUCGUAGUCACCGUCGCAAUGCAGCAGACGUUUCCCCGAUCUUCAAUCGCGACGAGAGAAGAAACUCCGACGCGAUGGACAUUUCAAUUUCAUUGAAAAAUUUGUUGAUCGGAGAUGAGAAACCGAAACUUAACGGCGGUGGAAGAAGAAACUCCGAUGCUGCGGAGAUUUUGUAUUCGUUGAAGAAGCUUUUCAUCGGAAAUGAGAAAGAGAAAUGGACUUCGUCGGAGGUGGAAGACGAUCUGGAUUCGAUUCCGGCGGAGUCGUAUUGUUUCUGGACUCCAAAAUCAUCAUCUCUGAUUGCUUCUCCGAAGACUUCUCCGAUGAAUUCUACGAUCAAAUGUAAGAAAAGCAAUUCAACUGGUUCGUCUUCGAAUACUUCAUCUUCGCGAUGGAAGUUUCUAAGCUUACUACGGCGAAGCAAAAGCGACGGAAAAGAGUCGUUGAAUAUGGUAACUCCAGCAAAAAAGGAGAAUUUAAAGCUGAAUAGCGGUGGCAAUGGAAACGUUGUUGGAAAAAAGAUUCCGGCGACGGAGAAGAAAACUCCGGCGACAGUGUCGGCGAUGGAAGUGUUUUAUGGAAGAAAGAAAGAGACGAGGGUAAAAUCGUAUUUACCUUAUAAGAAAGAGUUAAUUGGGUUUAGUGUUGGGUUUAAUGCUAAUGUUGGAAGAGGUUUUCCUCUUCAUGUUUGAUUUAUUUUAAUUCAAAUUUUAACUAUUUUUAGUCCAAAAAA